This is a messenger RNA of Aspergillus luchuensis, 1377 nucleotides long. RefSeq names its product endonuclease III domain-containing protein. Bases 1 to 1377 code for a protein of 458 amino acids. Gene Ontology annotation, biological process: base-excision repair. Lineage: Eukaryota; Fungi; Ascomycota; Eurotiomycetes; Eurotiales; Aspergillaceae. The transcript has a single exon. The record is from RefSeq and is a predicted model, not a curated record. Gene Ontology annotation, molecular function: catalytic activity.
AUGGCUCGUAUGACACGAUCCGCCACUGCGCGGGAGACAGCGCUGCUUGCUGCUCAGAUGCAGCAGAAAGAGGCCCAGCCAUCCAUAAGAGCCACCACCGCUACAUCUGGCGGUCGACCCAUGAAGCGCAACGGAAUAGUGGGCGAACCUGCCCACAAAAGGCUAAAGACAACCGGCAGAACUACAAGAAUGAAUGAUGCUCAAGAACUUCCUCACAACCUAGUUUCAGCUACUCUGCUAUCCGAGCUGCAAGAUAAGAGCGCUCCGAUCAAGCUAGACACCCGCGACACCACUAUAAAGAAAGAAGAGAUAGAUGCACUUUCCAAUACACUGCAGAACACUGUGGACAAGGCCACAAAAGCGGCCUCGGGGCCUAGAGAAAAAGAGAAGAGAUCCAAAAAGACUAAUACAUAUGGCCUCACGCCUGGAAUUAGCCCAUUCCCAGAUUGGGCGCACCCCACCACUGAUGAAUGUGAAGAAGUCAAUCGGUUGCUCUCGACCGUACAUGGAGAGAUUGUUGCGCCUACCACUAUCCCUGAGCCAUCGCUCACUGUUACCGGCUGUGGCGAGGUUCCCUCGGUCCUUGAUGCUCUCAUUCGCACUUUGCUCAGCGGAGCAACAACGGGCAAUAACUCCGCCAUGGCUUUCAACGGUCUUGUGCAGAGGUUUGGUAUCCUGAAAGAGGGUGUUGGUAAAGGAAGCGUGGAUUGGGAUGCUGUCCGUCGGGCGCCACUCAAAGAUGUCUUUGAAGCCAUCAAGCGUGGCGGCUUAGCAGACGUCAAAAGCAAGAAGAUCAAGGCUAUACUAGACAUGGUCUACGAAGAGAAUCAGCAGCGCAGAGACAUGCUGCUGAAGGGGUCUCAGGACGCGCCGCAGGAUCUGCUUACGAAGUCUGAAGGUGGCAAGCAAUACGAGAUUGCAUGCGCUGACCAGAAUUUCCUAUCCUUGAACCAUCUUCACAGCUUAGCCACAGAGGACGCCAUGGUGGAGUUGGUCAAAUACCCCGGGAUAGGACCGAAGACUGCUGCUUGCGUCUUACUGUUUUGUUUGCAACGCCCUUGCUUUGCGGUCGAUACUCACAUCUUCCGUAUCUGCAAAUGGCUGGGCUGGGUGCCUCCGGACAAAGCCACGGAGAUUACGGCGUUCAGCCAUCUCGAAGUACGCAUCCCUGAUCAUCUGAAGUAUUCCCUUCAUCAGCUCCUCAUCCGUCAUGGUAAGUCUUGCCCACGCUGUCGGGCAAUCACUGGGCAGUCAUCUGCCGGAUGGGAGGAGGGUUGUGUGAUUGACCAUUUGGUGAAACGGACUGGAAAGAGGAAGGGAGGUAGCAUGGCGUCAACAGAGGAAGUCAAACCCAAUGGACGGAAACGCCGUGGUUGA